Messenger RNA from Caenorhabditis briggsae, 270 nucleotides. The record is from RefSeq and is a predicted model, not a curated record. The coding region runs from base 1 to 270 and encodes 89 amino acids. The transcript is spliced from 2 exons. NCBI's taxonomy places the organism in Eukaryota, Metazoa, Nematoda, Chromadorea, Rhabditida, Rhabditidae.
AUGCAUUCCACAUCUGUCGUCGCGUGGCUUCUAGCCUUUAUUCUUGGAUUUGCCGCCAGUCAACCGUUAUUCGGGCUCGAGAAGCAGUUGCUCUAUUCGUUCCAGGACCCAGAUGAGUUCGAAAUCAUCAACAAACGUUCGCCGCUGCUCAGUCUCGUCGGAUCGAACGUCCGCUUCACAGAACCCUUCCGGAAUCGUGUUCUCAACAAAAAGAUCCGUUCAGUCGAUGCGAGACCGGAUUUCCGUCAAUUUCCACGUUUUUUGCAAUAA